Molecule: messenger RNA, 3109 nt
Organism: Notolabrus celidotus (New Zealand spotty)
Lineage: Eukaryota; Metazoa; Chordata; Actinopteri; Labriformes; Labridae
Gene: uck1
Product: uridine-cytidine kinase 1
Exons: 9
Coding region: 1212-2039 (275 amino acids)
Cellular component (GO): cytoplasm; cytosol
Molecular function (GO): ATP binding; kinase activity
Source: RefSeq, a predicted model, not a curated record
UUUUGAAAAGUAAUUGUAUCCAUGACGUCAUCUGACCGCGACAUGCCACACGCUGAUGAACCUUCCAGCAAUGUUUACGUCCUUAAACACCCAAACCUCUCGUGUAUGUCUGGUUUUUCAUAGAUAUUUGGGUACUUUACGUCAUUUGGAGUCCUCGACCAGGAUGUGGACCCUCAGUCGGUUGUUCCGGCGUCCAGGACUGUCCCGGGUCUCUGUUGGGUUUCACUGUGGUUCUCAAGGACCACUCACCACCACAGCAAAGAGGACGGGAGUUCUAUCCUCACAACAUCAUCGUGUAUUUGAUAUUUUGUCACCUGCUUGCAGAUAUGAGCCAUGUUUGAGCAGCUGCAGAGGAUUCUCAACUUCACCCAGUUUUAAAAAUGACGCCAUCGGUCAAAUCCAGGCGACGCAUUAUCAGCUCAUCUACACAUGCAAGGUCUGCUCCACGAGGUCCACUAAGAAGAUAUCAAAGUUGGCUUAUCACAAAGGUGUUGUGAUAGUAACAUGUCCAGGAUGUGAAAAUCACCAUAUCAUCGCUGACAACCUCAAAUGGUUCUCUGACCUGGAGGGGAAAAGAAACAUAGAGGAAAUCCUUGCUGCCAAAGGAGAGACUGUGAAGAGGGUUGCAGGAAGUGCUGCUCUGGAGAUAGUUCUGGAUGAAUCCAUCAAGGACAAGUCUCAACCUGCUGAUGAAGACUCUGAGAAAUCAGACAAGGACAAAGAAUAACAAUAAUGCUGUCUUGUGUUAUCUAUUAUGUAUGUAUUGGAAAUUGUGAAUGGUUAAUUUUAUAAUAAAAACAUAUUAAUUUUCAUGUUUUUGUUGAUUCAGAGCAAUGUUAAGGAACAUUUGUGAGACAAGUUGUUAUUUCAUAUAGUGUUUGCAUAAAGAGCUGUAAAAAAUUUGGAAACUACAUGCCAGAGGUUUUUAGCUGAAAUUAAAGGUUUUCAGAGAAAUAUAAUUUAAUUAAAUGUUUUCUGUUAUUAUAUCACAAUAUAAUCUACUUCUACAUGUAUUAUAUUUAAGUUGUUUUUAAUGUGAAAGAUGAUGUACCUUUUCCGCGCCAAAACCGUCCUCUGUUGACACUGUGGUGUAGUUUGAGAUCUCGCCAGAUCUCGCGAGAACAGCUCAUUGUUGUUGCUAAAGAUAGCGCAGCUGGUAGUUAGUGAAGCUAUCUAGACUUCUGCAGUCUUUCUUUCACUGUGAGACUGCAAUGGAUGCUCUAGGAGCCCAAGAGGAGGCAGAGAGGCCCCGACAUCAUCCUUUCCUUAUCGGGGUGAGCGGAGGAACAGCCAGCGGCAAGUCAACAGUCUGCGCCAAGAUCAUGGAGCUCCUGGGCCAGAACAAGGUGGACCACCGCCAGAGACAGGUGGCUAUUAUAAGCCAGGACAGUUUCUACAGAGUCCUAACGCCAGAGCAGAAGAUGAAAGCACUGAAGGGCCAGUACAACUUCGAUCACCCGGAGGCAUUCGACAACGACUUAAUGUACAAAACCUUGAAGGACAUUGCGGAGGGACGGGUGGUUGAAGUUCCAACGUAUGAUUUCGUCACUCAUUCCAGGUUGGACGAAAGGAUCACGGUUUACCCGGCAGACGUGGUGCUCUUUGAGGGGAUCCUGGUCUUCUACACCCAGAAAGUGCGAGAUAUGUUUCACAUGAAGCUCUUUGUGGAUACAGAUUCAGACGUCAGACUGUCUCGCAGAGUUCUUCGAGACAUGAACCGAGGGAGAGACCUGGAGCAGAUUCUCACUCAGUAUACAACGUUUGUGAAGCCUGCUUUUGAAGAGUUCUGUUUGCCUACAAAGAAAUAUGUGGAUGUCAUCAUUCCAAGGGGAGUUGACAAUAUGGUCGCAAUCAACCUCAUCGUACAGCACAUCCAAGACAUACUGAACGGCGACAUCUGUAAAUGGCAGCGUGGGUCCAUCAACGGUCACGGGCGAGGUUUCAAACGCGCCGUUUCCGAGCAGGGCGACCUGCAGAACGGAGCCGCCAACCCUCCGGUAAAAAGGGUCCUGUUGGAACCGAGCUGUCGACCCCACUGAGAAAAAAAAAGCGUGGGAACGUGGGAUGUGUCCGGACUGUGAAUGUGAGGCAUUGAGCUGAGGUUGUUGCUGCUGCUGCUGCUGAUUUGGUGCAGGAUGGCAUUCGGUGCCGCAACCUCUUCAUGUUUAAGGUUUUGUUGGUGCAGAACCAAAAUUCAAAGUGAUAAUGCUUUCCACAUGUAACGGUACAAACGAGUAUUAGGGACACAAUGGAGAAGUUUCUGAUGUGUUAAGAAUGAAGUCUCGAUGUUAUGAAUAAGGUCUUAAUGUUGUGAGAGAGUCAAGAUUCUACAAGGGAAUAGUUGUCUUAUUAUAAGAAUACAAACAACUUCAUUGCGGUUCUUUUAUUUUUUUAAAAGUCUGUUUUAUGCUGUGCUUAGCUUGUAUCUUAUUUUGAAAGGGAAUAACAGGAACUAGCUGCUUGCGCUUAAACGAAGAGUUCAGAGUUUCUUGAAAAGUGAUUCUUCCUGUAAAUUUCACAAAAACAUGAACUCUGAAAAGAUUGAGAAACUGACAGACUAUGUUUCUCAUAAAGUUGUGACUUUAUUCUACUUAUAGAACUCUAUUUUCUCAUAAAAUUGAAACUCCUCUCUUGUAAUAUUAAGACUUUAUUCUCCUAUUGCAUCUUGAUUCUGGUGAUCUCAGAGUAACCUUUUCUUACCGUGGCCCUAAUACUCACAUAACAGUCUUCCAUGACGCUGUUUGGUUCCUCAGUUUUUGACUGUAGUCAGACGACUCCUGAAUGAAAGUGAAGACAUCGUGUUUAAAGUUUGGAAGCAUUGUUGAAACUUUUAAUGUCAGUCACGCUUUGCACCUUAUAUUUAUAUCUGCUUUAAUUGAGAUGAUUAUAUUUAAAGAAUAUAGAUACUCACGUUUUUAGGUGUUUUGUUGCUGUUUUUUGUUUUGAACUUCUGUAAACUAGUCUGCCAAAUGUCUCAGCAGUGUCACAACACAUUCAUCGAGUGCUUCCUUUUGAAUUAUUUACAGUUGAAUACACGCCUUAAUUUUUUUAAGUUAAUUUUCCACUGACCAUUCUGUACGACAAUAAAUGAAAAUCUGCCACAAAAUGU